Messenger RNA from Puccinia graminis f. sp. tritici CRL 75-36-700-3, 3189 nucleotides. RefSeq names its product DNA replication licensing factor MCM7. Gene Ontology annotation, molecular function: single-stranded DNA binding; single-stranded DNA helicase activity; ATP hydrolysis activity. The transcript has 6 exons. Gene Ontology annotation, cellular component: nucleus; MCM complex. Gene Ontology annotation, biological process: DNA strand elongation involved in DNA replication; DNA replication; DNA replication initiation. NCBI's taxonomy places the organism in Eukaryota, Fungi, Basidiomycota, Pucciniomycetes, Pucciniales, Pucciniaceae. Bases 136 to 2568 code for a protein of 810 amino acids. The record is from RefSeq and is a predicted model, not a curated record.
CAUACACACAAACAAGUUCAACCUACCACCAUCCUCGUGCCCUCAUCACUUGCUUAUCAGUCUGCCUCACCUGUUCAAGAACUCCACCGAAUCCCACACUCUUAGCUCCUCAUACGAAUCUCACCUGUCGCCACGAUGUCCUUGAUACCUGCUGCAAAUUUCAAGACGAAAUAUGAUUACUCGGCGGAUAUCGAAGUGAUGAAAGACUUUCUCAACAAGACCAAAGGACGUUCAAUCUCAGCAAGUGAUCUCCUAGACGAGAAUGAAGAGGGCGCAGGACUUGAUGCUCAGGAUGAUGAUUUCGACGUUGACAUGGAUGAUGAAGAUGGUGGCUCUAACCAAAGGCUGAGAUACGUUGAACAGAUGCAACUGGUGGCCGAUCGAGAACAAUCUAAAUUCGUCAUUGAUCUCGAGGACCUACGUAAAUCACGCGACCCGGAGCAACUCCGACUGUUGGAGAACAUCUCUCAAAACACCUUGCGAUACGUCCAACUGUUUUAUCGUGUAAUUGACGAACUACUCCCCGAACCAACCGAUCCUAUCAGUCUCAGAAACAAGUACGACGUCUUGGACGUCAUUAUGCAUCAACGACGCGAGAAGAAUCUGAUGAAUGACGAGGCUGGAGAGGCUACAUUCCCCCCAAUUCUAACUCGAAGAUAUAAUCUUUAUUUCCGAGCCCCACGAUCAUCUACUACUUUGGCGGUUAGACAAGUCAAGGCCGUACAUCUGGGCAAAUUGAUAUCCAUUCGAGGAAUCGUCACGCGAGUCUCAGAAGUCAAGCCAUUGCUUCUUGUCAACGCAUUCUCCUGUGAUGCCUGUGGCUCAGAAAUCUUUCAAGAAGUCGAAAGUAGAAACCUGACACCGUUGACUGAAUGCCCCUCGGAAGAGUGUGUCAAAAACGGAACCAAGGGAAACCUGGUCAUGCAAACUCGGGCUUGUAAAUUUGAACCAUUUCAAGAAGUUAAACUCCAAGAGAUGGCCGACCAAGUUCCGGUUGGACAUAUACCCCGUUCGAUGACUUUACAUCUCUAUGGUCCAUUGGUCCGAUCUAAUUCUCCAGGAGAUGUCGUGAAUGUGACGGGGAUAUUCAUUCCAACGCCUUAUCAAGGAUUCAAAGGUGUCAGAGCCGGUCUACUAACUGAUACCUAUCUCGAGUGUCACCACGUUUCACAACUUCGGAAAUCGUACGAAUCUCUUGAAAUUACCCCAGAGAUUGUUAGUCAGAUCGAAGAGAUGGCCAAUAACGAGCACAACUUCUACGACCGUCUGGCCAACUCGAUUGCCCCUGAAAUCUAUGGACAUCAGGAUGUCAAGAAGAUCUUGCUUCUCCUCCUCAUCGGUGGCGUAUCGAAAGAAGUCGGUGAUGGGAUGAAGAUCCGUGGUGAUAUCAAUGUUUGUCUGAUGGGUGACCCCGGAGUGGCCAAAUCCCAGUUGUUGAAAUAUAUCAGUAAAGUCGCCCCUCGUGGUGUAUAUACGACCGGUCGAGGAUCUUCAGGAGUUGGUCUCACGGCCGCCGUCAUGCGGGAUCCAGUCACAGACGAGAUGGUACUCGAGGGCGGAGCGCUAGUGUUAGCUGAUAACGGGAUAUGCUGUAUUGAUGAGUUCGACAAAAUGGACGAGUCUGACCGGACAGCGAUUCACGAAGUCAUGGAACAACAAACUAUCUCGAUCUCAAAAGCUGGGAUCACGACUACCCUCAACGCCCGCACUUCCAUUCUGGCCGCCGCCAACCCGUUGUAUGGUCGCUACAAUCCGAAGAUCAGUCCAGUCGAUAAUAUCAACCUACCGGCUGCUUUGCUUAGUAGGUUUGAUAUUAUGUUCUUGAUUUUGGACAAGCCCAGACGAGAGGAUGAUGAAAGACUGGCGCAACAUGUGACUCAUGUCCACAUGCACAGUGCUCAUCCCACCAUCGACCCUCCACCAAUCUCACCAUCUCUACUCAGAAGUUACAUUGCUCUGGCGCGGAAAAAACGACCCACAGUUCCACAACAAAUUUCUGAAUACAUCAUUUCGGCCUAUGUCAACCUGCGAAAACAUCACCAAAAGGAGGAAGCAAGUGGAAGAUCAUUUACUUACACCUCGGCGCGAACUUUAUUGAGUGUGAUCCGGCUUGCCCAAGCCCUUGCCCGAAUGCGAAACUCGAACGAGGUAGCGAGGGAAGAUGUUGACGAAGGCUUGCGACUGAUGGAAGUGUCGAAAGCCAGUUUGGACAACGAUCCCGACGAUGACAUGGAAGUUGGCACCAAUCGAGAUGUGACAGACAUCAGCAAAAUCUACCGGAUCAUUCGCGAAAUGACGACCAGUGGGUCUGGCAGAAAAGACCCAUCUUCCGCUAGGAUCGGUGGGCGGGUCGGCCGUGGGAGACAUAAUCAAGCGGCCGCUGAGAGCGACGAUGAAGGCGGAUUCAAACCUAUUCAGAAUAUGCGAGAGAUUCGUGAACGGGUGUUUGCGAAAGGAUUUACAGAAGAGCGACUGCUUGCUUGUAUCAACGAGUACGAACAACUGGAUGUCUGGACACGCGAGAAUAAUGACAGCGAACUCCGAUUCUUGGAUAACGGAGCUAACUGAUCAAGCUCUGCAUCCGAGACUUCGUAGCCCCCUCCACCCUCCAAAUUCAUGAUUCGCCUCUCAUUUUGAUUUUUUUGAUUUUUGCGGUUUCUUCCAUAUCUGUGUUGCGUGGCUGUCCAACUGAGUUUAUGUCUUUGACAGCCUCUCUCUUCCUGUGCUUAAUCAGCAGCACGCUUGAAAAGUGUUGGAAAGAGAUAUUCAAUUUUCUCUUCUUUUUCUUUUCUGACUUAUGUGACCUUCUCCUAUGAAAUCCUCCUCUUCAAACAAAAGAAGAUAAGAUAAGAGAAUUCACUUGUCUAUGUUGUAGUAAUCAGUUAAUCAUCCUGGUGGUUCUAAUAACCCAGCUCUUGAUCAUGUCGAAAUCAAGUUUGUAUUUGACGGAAAUGUAUUCGGAUUUAGUCGUGCUGACCGUAACUUGUAUCCAAUCGUUUUUCUUAUUUGUGGGUCUGACACACUUGCAGGGUUCUAUGAGACAUUCAUGGUCAUGGCUUGAGUCAACUCAACCCUUUUUGGUCCACUUGAAGAUACACCCUAUCAAACCACAAUCUUUAAUUCACGUUUCAUCACCGCUUAUAAUCCUAUAGUUUUUGGUCAAUGAAUAACAACAUUCAGCUCAACUAA